GUGGAAGUACAAAUUCUGGGGAUACAUUGCCAUCGCAUCAUCGUGAUGGACGACGACCGGAAGCGAGGAAUCGGUGAACCUGCGACGGACGGACAGCCUUCUGGCGAGUCGAAAAGGAUAAAGCGCGAUGAAUCCAGUCGAAGUGGCAGCACCACCGCCAGUCGAAACCACGAGCCGUCGCCGCACGCGAACGACGACGGCGAUGACGCCACCGCGACAGACAAACAGGUCCGCGAGCGCAACGCGGCAUUACGGGAAGCCCUCGUGGAGAAGAACCGCCGCAUUCAAUUCCUAGAGACCAAGUGCAGCGAACUGUUUGGCCAUCGCCACGCCAUCCAUGCUCGUCUUCAAACCGUGCUCAACCACUGGACGAUCUUGCUCAAAGCCCUCCACACUCUACUCCCUAACAACUCGUCUAAAGAUAUCGACAAAGACAUUAAAACGUCAUGGGGGGUCAUUGCCCCGCCAGCGUCGCUGCCGGAAGGCAUCCAGUGCGAGAUCGAUGCCUGGUUCCUCACUGGUACAGAACCCGCGGCGCCGUCUUCGACCUCCGACGACGAUGACGUCACGAGCGCCUUGACAAGCGAGAUCGAUCUGGUCAAGUCGUGGGUCGCCACUCUCCUCGACAAAACCAUCUCAUCGGACGCGGAGCGCCGUGCGAUUGAAGCGAAGCAAGACGCCGACCGACUAGUGCUGGCCUAUCAAGACAAACUUCAAACGUACAAGCUCCAAGUCCACGAGUUGAGGGCCGACUUAAACAAGAAGGAGCUCGAACGGCACACGGCGUGCCGACGUCUCGACCGCGCGAAUGCAAACGCUAGCAACCAUUCAAACACAGCGGGCGCUUCUUCUUCGGCCAAGGCCGCAACAGCCUCCGAUUCGUCGCACCAGACGGCAGUCGAUGCUGUGGCGAAAUGGCAGCAAAAGGUGGAGAAAGCUGAGCUCUAUGCCAAAGAAGCCGCCGACAAGCUCGAGAAAGCACUGACGGAUACCCGCAAGGCGAAAGCAUCCGAGCAUGCCAUGAAGCAGAGCAUGGACGCGAUGGAAAAGCUGCACGCCGAAACGCUGGACCACCUUCAUGAAGAGCUCGUUGCAAGCAAGGACGAGUACCAAAAGCUCAAACACAAGUCCAAAGAUAUUGAAUCGCACGCCCGCGACAAGUGGGAAAAGAAGCUGGCGAAAGUGUCGGCAGAAAGCGCCAAGCUUCGGGCCAAGCUCGACGAAGCUGCUGUCAAGAACGCAGAGCUGCGGCAGCGCGUGGCGACCUACCACACGUUUAAGGACCAGGUGGUCGAGCUGAAGGCGCUCGUGGCAUCGCUCGAGGUCGAAGUGGCCACGACAAAGGAGCGACUAUCGUUUGCAACGGAAAAGCUGCAAAAAGCAACAGCCGACCGCAAGGGCGACACAGACACCCAGGUGGCAGAGCUAAUUGAAGGCCAUGAGAGCGAGAUCGGUGCGCUCGUGGGAGAAGUCGAAGCUGUCGCCAAAGAUGCCGAAAGCCUGCGGGCUCAACUCACCAAGACGAUGGCCAAAGUCGCCCAGCGGGAUGCCACGAUCGCCAAGACGAAUGCUUCGUUGGCUAAGGCCGAGCAGACCAACGCGUUGUGCUUUGACGAACUGGCCGGCGUUCGUUUGCAAGUGGCUUCACUCACGACGCUCCAGCGCAACCAGAAGGCGCUGGAAUCGACCUUACAGGACACGAUCAAGCUCAAGGAAGAGGAGCUUGCGACGUUGCGCGACCACGUCAAGGCCGUUGAAAAGCUGAAGGUCGACACAGAGAAAGAACGCAUCAAGAUGGCGCGCGAGGUCCACCUCGUCAAGCACACGAUGCACCUCCAGCAGCCGCGAGACAUCCCUGCGCCCGAGGCCAAGCCAUGCGAGCAGUGCCAAGUGUACAAGCGCGCCGAGGACGAGCGGAAUGAAAAGCUGCGUGUGGCGCGGGCAGCGGCGGGAGGCGCCGGCGAAGUGUCGGAGCUCGAGCGCUACGAAUUGCUGGAAGCUCGAAAGAAGCUCAAUUGCUCCGUGUGCCAGGAUGCCCCAAAGGAGGUCAUGAUCUCCAAGUGCUGCCACAUGUUUUGCAAGGAAUGCAUGGAAAGCAACCUCAAGGCGCGCAACCGAAAGUGCCCGACGUGCAAAAAGAUGUUUGGCCAGGACGACGUCAAAGGUGUGUACUGGGCGUAGGAGUCCUUAACCGCGGAGCAAAUGCAUCCAACGUCGACGUGCGUGAACUCGGAUGUGGCUCGUGACAGAGCACGGCCACGUGGAGACCUCGGAGCGCGAUGACGGCCACUGAAGUUGGCGCGAACGUUGGCCUCGGCCAGUUCACCCACUAGAAACGAAAGCGCCAUGGCGGGACAUUAUUAUCCCGUAUGUCAUGGGUCUCGCUUCGGAGAGCAAUGUGUGUGCAGCGCUCGCUUUCAGCCAGCUCUCGCGGGCAAGGCACGUUGCAACCUCAUGGGACAACGGGCCGACGAGCUGUGGCCGCACUGUCGUCCUCGCUACCUGUUGGUUUGUUCAAGAUUUGGCCGGCCGAGUCAAAAAAUCGGUGAAUCUUAUGGCUUUGCUCGAUCGUUUGGCGGCGCAUGCCGCGUUGGAUUCACGCUGUGAAGACCGAGACAUCGUUGGUCGCGACGACGUCGUCAAUGAGGUCGCCAACUUUGUCGUACAGUCCAAACAU
Messenger RNA from Aphanomyces invadans, 2677 nucleotides. RefSeq lists its product as hypothetical. Gene Ontology annotation, cellular component: HULC complex; nucleus. The record is from RefSeq and is a predicted model, not a curated record. The transcript is spliced from 10 exons. The coding region runs from base 46 to 2181 and encodes 711 amino acids. Gene Ontology annotation, molecular function: ubiquitin protein ligase activity. NCBI's taxonomy places the organism in Eukaryota, Oomycota, Saprolegniomycetes, Saprolegniales, Verrucalvaceae.